AUGUCUACUACAACACCACCGCUGAGGAAAAGAGACAGACUGAAAAACAUCCUGCCUGGGAGGCCGAAGCCAGUGUCUCCUGGUCCCUUGGCGGCUACCGUGUCCUCAAGCUCAUCACAGGAUUGGCCGCAAUCUGCCUCGGUAGCCUCGACCUUCAACUCUACUGCACCUCUAAUCUCAUCGCCGUCCGCAUCCAUCUCGACCGCAACCCCAACACUCCAGCAAGCAACACUUGUCACUUCAACAGUGUCUUCCCCUACGAUAUCUAGUCUCUCGACCAAUCCUGCCUUCCUUGCAGCAAUACAGAAGCAUCUUGACAAAGUACCGCAAGUGGAGAGGCAAGCGUUCUAUCAAGCAAACAUCACCAUCUCGCCAGACAGUCUUCUAGAACGAAUCAGAUCACUGGAUACGCAACAUGCCUCGAACUCGUCAUUUCGUCCUUGUACAGACAGAAUCGCCAAGUGUUUAGGUCUUUUAGACCGAUUGCUUGGGGGAGUCGCCAUUGCGGUUCAGGCGAAUCCUGACAUCUCCUCUAUAGCCGUUGGCGGCGUGAAGCUGAUAGUCGACAUUGCUGUAGGGUUUGCCAAAUUCUUCGGCAAGCUUGCGGAUAUGCUUGAUCGUUUUAGUGAAAUCAUCGCUCCCCUCGAGCGGUAUUCUGAGCGCUUUGAACUGUUGAACGUCGGGCAUGCGCUCAUAGAUGUCUAUGGCGAUGUUCUAGACUUUUGCAAAGCAUCUAGCGCUUUGUUUCUGGACAGGGACGGCAGAUCUAAAUCACAUACUACCUUGCAGAUGUUCCUGCACUCACAAUGGGCACCUUUCGAGAUGGAGUUUGGUGAGAUAGCUGGCCGAAUGGACCGUCAUUGCGGCGUUCUCUUGCAUGCAGCACAAGCAGAGUUGUUGUACGCCGACAAGGGUAAGAACUUCUUCGUACCAGACUCUGACAAUAUCCUGAUGUGA
Messenger RNA from Aureobasidium uvarum, 957 nucleotides. Lineage: Eukaryota; Fungi; Ascomycota; Dothideomycetes; Dothideales; Saccotheciaceae. The record is from the annotation of a GenBank genome assembly.